CGUAAAAAUCAAGCAUCCUUUGCAACAUACCUUCUCGACCAGAAACGUCCAUAUUGAAUUAUUGAUAUGAAGAUAAGCCCCCAUGAAUUAAUAAAAAUAAAUAAAUAAAUAAAAUAAGCCACUGCCUCCCAGUUCCCAGUAUCACCCGUUAACCCCAAUCAUCAUGAAACCCCCCAUUCAUCUGAUCAUCUUCUUCUCCAUCUUCAUAAUCACUAAAUCCAUAUCAUCAACCCCUGCUGCAACCACAAUAAUAUUCACCACUUUAGGCCGAUCAAGAUACGCCUUCGAUAUAUUCUCACUCCCACUCGACACCACCGGCCAUGAACUUCAACUCACCGACGGUACCUCCGUCAACUUUAACGGCCACUUCCUCUCUUCCGUCAACUCGAACAUAAACACCGUCACUGACCCUGACCCAUCGUCUGUUAAACUCCUCUACGUCACUGAACGUAAUGGAACUUCAUCCAUUUAUCUCGAUGAAGUUUCUGUCUCUGUUUCUUACCCUCACACCAGAAAACGUUCUGUUAUUGAGACUGAGUCAACUCGCUCUCAACACCGACUCGUGGGUGGAAACGGACGGGUUUCGAUGAAAGACAGACCGAGUUUGGUGGGUGAUUUGUUGGUAUACGUGUCGACUCAUGAGGAUACGGGUGUGGGUCGGACGAGUUGGGCCGCGGUUUACUCGACUCAGUUAUCAACCGGGUUGACUCGGAGGUUGACUCCUGAAGGGAUUGCUGAUUUUAGUCCGGCGGUGUCUCCGUCGGGUUUGUGGACGGCGGUGGCAUCUUCUGGAGAAAAGGGUUGGGGUGGGGAGGUGCAGGAACUCGAUACGGAUAUAUAUGUUUUCUUGACUCAGAACGGGUUGGACCGAGUCAAGUUGGUGGAACACGGUGGGUGGCCGAGUUGGGUUGAUGACUCGACGUUUUAUUUUCACCGGAGAGGUGAGGAUGGGUGGUGGAGUGUUUAUGUGGCGAUUUUGCCUCAAGAUAUGCCUUUUAGUGUGGACUCGGUGGUGACUCGGCGAGUCACCCCACCGGGUCUUCACUCGUUCACUCCAGCUGCUUCGUUAACAAAGAAAAAUAUUAUUGCAGUGGCAACUAGAAGACCAGGCUCGGAUUAUCGUCAUAUAGAGCUAUACGACGUCGUAUCUGGGAAGUUUAAGGAGUUGACCCGGUUAGUUGCUCCAAAGGCCAAUCAUUAUAACCCGUUUAUAUCACCCGACUCGUCGCGGGUCGGAUAUCACAAAUGUAGAGGGGCUGGAAGCAAUGGGAAGAUGAUUAAAAAUGACCUGUUUCUUGAGAGUAUUAAAACACAAGUACCAGACAUUUCAUUGUUUCGGAUUGACGGGUCUUUUCCUUCUUUUUCGCCUGAUGGGAGUCGCAUCGCUUAUGUUGGUUUGCCGGGUCUUUAUGUGGUUAACAGUGACGGGUCAGGUAAUCGAGUGUUAAAUCCAGAUAUUACUGCGUUUUCAACCGCAUGGGAUCCCAAGCGUGAAGGUGUCAUCUACACAAGCAUUGGACCAACAUUUGCGAGCGAGGACACUGAUGUUGAUAUAUUCUCAAUAGACGCUGAUGCGGAUGAACCGCGUUUUACAAAACUCACCUUUGGUGGCCAAAACAAUGCGUUUCCAGCGGUUUCACCUGAUGGGAAAUGGGUUGUUUUCAGGUCGGGUCGAACGGGUCAUAAAAACUUGUAUAUCAUGAAUGCUGUUGAAGGUGAGAAGGGUGGUCUAACUCAAUUGACAAACGGGCCAUGGUCGGACACAAUGUGUAACUGGUCUCCGGAUGGGGAUUGGAUCGCAUUUGCAUCCGACCGUCACAACCCAGGUUCAGGAAGUUUUAGGUUGUAUAUGAUCCACCCAAAUGGAACUGGGUUGCGACACUUGAUCCAUAGUGGCUCAGCCGGACGCACGAAUCACCCAUGGUUCAGCCCGGAUGGGAAGCGCAUUGUUUUCACGUCAGACUAUGCAGCUGUUUCUGCUGAGCCAAUAUCGAAUCCACAUCACUAUCAACCGUACGGAGAGAUAUUUACCAUGAAACUAGAUGGUUCAGAGUUAACCAGAUUGACCCAUAACUCUUUUGAAGAUGGAACCCCGAGCUGGGGUCCCAAGUUUAUGAAGCCAGAGAACGUCGGGUGGUCCAUAGAAGAGGAAAAAUGCUCGUUUGAGGAUUGUCAGUGGCUCGCAAUAAGCAACAGACUUGAUGUCGAUGAGGCUAAGAUCCAAUGUGGCGGUUAGAUUGUUCACAUAUUUUAUAGAAUAAUUAUUAGAAUAUAGAAUAUGAAGUAAAUAGAUGAUCAGGCACGAAUUAUGUAUCCAUCAAUGCUUGAUUGUACAAUAAAUUCCAGUGGCUUGUUUUGAUUUUGGUUUUGUAAUUUCAAAAUCUUGUAUAGUGGUUCCUCAUAAGGAGUACAACUUGUGGAAUUCUAAUGUUUA
This is a messenger RNA of Helianthus annuus (common sunflower), 2434 nucleotides long. RefSeq names its product tol-Pal system protein TolB. NCBI's taxonomy places the organism in Eukaryota, Viridiplantae, Streptophyta, Magnoliopsida, Asterales, Asteraceae. The transcript has a single exon. The coding region runs from base 164 to 2236 and encodes 690 amino acids. The record is from RefSeq and is a predicted model, not a curated record.